Lytechinus variegatus (green sea urchin) is the source of this 2715-nucleotide messenger RNA. Its product is annotated as pirin-like. Lineage: Eukaryota; Metazoa; Echinodermata; Echinoidea; Temnopleuroida; Toxopneustidae. Gene Ontology annotation, biological process: monocyte differentiation. The record is from RefSeq and is a predicted model, not a curated record. Gene Ontology annotation, cellular component: nucleus. Bases 168 to 1142 code for a protein of 324 amino acids. Gene Ontology annotation, molecular function: quercetin 2,3-dioxygenase activity. The transcript has 9 exons.
CCAAGAUACCAUAAAAUCGGAGCUCCCGAUCAUAAAUUAAAUUGGGGAAAUCAUAUACCGAUUUACAGAAAAUCAACUGACUUCUGAACAUGAAAAUUGUUAAAACGUAUUUUGAGGACAUAUAAAAUAUUUUAGGUAGCCACGUCCAGUUGGUCAUACACUAUUGGAUGGGUCAAACGGGAAGCCAUGCCAAGUCUCUCACAAAGACAAAGAAAGCAAAGGAGAGAAGGGAUGUAGAUAAAAAUGAUCGUGCCGAUUCCGCCAGGCGUGUUGUGAAAGUCAUUGAUAGCGUAGAACAAGAAGAGGGUCUCGGGGCCAAGGUUAAAAGGAGCAUAGGAUGUGAAGAGCAUGAAUACUUGGAUCCAUUCCUUCGUCUAGAUGAGUUUGAUAUAUCAAAACCGGCUGGCUUCCCAGAUCAUCCCCAUAGAGGAUAUGAGACGGUGACAUAUAUUCUAACAGGCUGUUUGGAUUUUGAGGACUUCAAGGAUAACAAAGGGACUAUAGAUAAUGGUGAUGUACAGUGGUUAUCUGCAGGAAGGGGCAUUGUACACACAGAGAUGCCAGCUGGCGAGGAGAGCUGUCAUGGCCUUCAACUGUGGAUAAACCUUACCUCAGGGGAUAAAAUGGUAGAGUCCGUGUACCAGGACAUAAAGAAAGAGGACAUUCCAUUUGCAACAGAAGGGGGUGCCAGUGUCAGAGUGAUUGCAGGGGAAGCCUUGGGGAGUAAGUCCUGUGUCACCACCCGUACUCCAACUAUCUUCCUGGAUGUUGAAUUGGAAGAGAAGGCAUCCAUAACUCAGGUGAUUCCCCAGGGCUGGAAUGCAUUCAUCUAUAUACUCUCAGGGAAAGUUAAUAUUGGUUCAGAUGAAAAUGUAAAGGAAGGAGUUAAAAGUCAAAUUCUUGUAUUGAGUGAUGGACCAUCAGUGGAAGCAAGUAACAAGGAAUCUGAUAUGUGUCGUUUUCUACUCAUAGCUGGGAAACCAUUGAAUGAACCCGUAGAAAGAGAAGGAAAUUUUGUGAUGAAUACAGUAGCAGAAGUGGAGGAUGCCAUCAAGGACCACCGCUUUGGGCGCAACGGGUUUGAAAAUGCUCCCGAUUGGAACUCCCAGUCGGCCCUGGCCUACCUCGACUCCCAGUUCUAGACCACUUAAGGAUUUUCAGGAAAGGGUCUCCAUUUGUCCAGUUCUGAGCAUUCUAGACCAGGGCAUGGACUGGAAUAAGUAUUUUCUAGUUCUAGAUCUUAUAAAGUCUUGUAGACUAGGACAUGAGGACAUUUGAGAGUUUCUUAUUUGUCUAUUUCUAGAUCUUCUCAAUCAAUCCUGGACCAGGACAGGAUUGACUUAUGUACUAAUUAGUGUUUAAUAAUACUCAGGUGUGUGCGAAGACACAUUUUGGGACAGAAAAUUCCUAUACUGUCAACAUUGACAGAGAUGGACCUAGAGCCAAUUGCAUAACAUUUUUGCCAUUGGAACUCUACACAGUGAAAAACUCUGGCAAAAAAAAAAUUGCAAGAGUUUUUCUUUAAUGGAACAGGCCACUGGGCCCCCUGUGUGACAUAGUCUGCUGGCACAGACCCUGAUUUAACAUUUGAUCAACAAGUGGGUCUUCACGGUAGACUAACUCAUAUAAAAUUCGCUGUUACAAUGAGGCCCUUCCGAACACAAUUCAUUAUAGGCUGUGUAUUCAGACCCGUUAACUCAAAUGAAGGGUUAAUAUAGCGACUUACAUGGACGUGUGACAAGGCCCUGGAAUUCUUUAAUAAAGGAAAAUGUUAGCUUUCAUAAUGUCUAUAGGUAAAGAGACUAGCUCAGUAGAAAGAGAAGUAUUCAUUAAGUUAAGUUUAGACCUGUAUUGCCUCAUCACCUAACAGUACCAUUUCUUUUGCUCAUCUCAGUACAUGCCAGCUUUCUAUAUCGAUUAAGCUUUAAACUGCCAUCAACCUCCCUCAUACAGACAGGAAAACUUCAUGUACAUAUUAAAUCCUAGAAUGUAGUAUUUAUUCCAUUUUCUAGUUCUUUCAUGACUUUCAUGCUCUUUCUUGAAAUAGGUAUAUUUUAAACAUUUGCCAGCCAGGUAUUCAGUUCAUGUACUUUCUUCUUGAACCAUUGACUGCUGAAACCGGGUGAUACUGUACUAAACCUAUGGGAAGUACAUAAUUCAGUAGCGAAAGUGUUGAUCUCAACAUUUGAAACUAGCCUCUAGCUCGUCCGUAGGACGACAAAACAAGCUGCCACAAAGAUAUCGUUUUAAGUUAUUGUCCUCCGAAGGGUAAUAUUCAGAUUUUUUUUCAGAAAUUACUAGAUUCACAUUUAUAUGCCUCUGCCAUCCUGAUAUUAUGAUCUCGCCUGUAUAUCAAUGCAUGCUGUCUUGGUUGCGUUUAUAGAAAAAGCAUCACAUGAUCAUUUGAACAUGUGAGAUUAGAGUAAUUUUUUGUAUGUGUUUGCUUUGAUUAUUGCAUAGUGUCACGUACCUGACACUUUUGCAAACCUUGUCUUUAUUUCUUUAUGUUUCUUGAUCUGUCCUUGACUCUUCUGUUGUCCUACAUGCAUUAUUUUCAACACUUUAGUAAUGCUUUGCUGCACAACAGAAACAUAGACCCCCGUCUCAAACUGCCAUCUCAUAAUACACUGCAAUCUAACAAUACACUCGAGAGCAGUCAUGUUAGAUCUAUGUACGCUGCCAAUAUUUUCAGAGGACCACACUAAACAUUUUAGA